GUCGUGAUUUUUUUUCUCUCGUUUUGUAUUUAUAUAUGACCGUAAAAAAAUUAAAAAAUAAUAAAACAUUUCAUUUUGACAAAUAAAACGUCCUUUGGAGCAGUUCCUUUGAAAAAACUACAAUCAGUUUGGGCACGUGUGUAUGGACGGUUGGUGUGGUUGUGAUGGUGUGCGUGAUAUAUCCAUAAACAAAGCAACUAAAAAUAGACUGAAUGGAAAACACGUAAAAAAAGCAUUCACACAAACAGUUUAGUUUCUCGCUCGUUUGUGCUCUGUCAUUGAUGUGAUCGCAUUUUUUUUUUUCUGAAUAAAAAAAUUUGGCAUUUUUAUCAUCAAAGUUACUAAAACAGCUGAUAAGAAAUUAAAAAAAAAAUUGUCAUUUAGACAGUUUGGCGACUAGUGGAAAAUCGGAUUAUCUCUUACUAUAUAUACCAACAAAAAAGUUGCUACGGAUUUAGAACGAGAGACGAGCGUGAAAAGCGAAAGGGAGAGAGAGCAAAGAUCGAUUUUUUUUGGGCGAAUCGCAAUAAUUCGGACAUCGGUAAAACAUGGUGGACGCCAGUUUAUCGUAUGAAAUUCUAAUGUAUCUCGACUCAUUCUAUUUUGGUUUAUUGGCUCUUGUCGAGUUGGGUGUAUUCUCUUACAAAAUGGUGAAGCUGGGUCAUCGUUAUAAUGCAACAUGGAUAAUGUGGGACGUCGGAUUUUUAUUGGGAACACUGUUCCUCGAGACAAUACGUAUCAUUUUGGGAAGACAAGGUUCACUGAGUAAACAUAGUUGGCAGGUGAUUGUGUCGGUGAUACUAAUAUUUCCAUGUAUGGCUGGCAUUUGGUACCUGAUCUACAUUCAGAAAACUAACAUUUAUUUGGAAAUCGUCUUAUGCUCUUUGGAACUUUUGCUACAGUGCGUUCAACUUUUUUAUGCAGCGAUAUUCUCAGUUACUGCAUGUCAAAAUCGUAACUCAUAUUACUAAUAUUUGGACUAUGACAUCAAAACAAACAAAAAUUUAACAUUUAACUCUAGUCAGUUAAGUUUCGAUGCUUGUAGCCAAAACUCUAAUAAUUAUUGUUCUCAUUUUAUACACAACUACAAGAUAACGCGGAUAAGUUCGCUCUAUUUCUGCAAGGCAUUUCUAUUUUUCGACUACAUUUAUAUAUU
This is a messenger RNA of Contarinia nasturtii (swede midge), 1156 nucleotides long. RefSeq lists its product as uncharacterized. The coding region runs from base 549 to 971 and encodes 140 amino acids. Gene Ontology annotation, cellular component: ciliary transition zone. The transcript has 6 exons. Lineage: Eukaryota; Metazoa; Arthropoda; Insecta; Diptera; Cecidomyiidae. Gene Ontology annotation, biological process: non-motile cilium assembly. The record is from RefSeq and is a predicted model, not a curated record.